UCUACGUAACCAGAGGAAACAAAGCGGCCAACGGCAACCGGCGAGACAAGCAAGCAGCAGAGAGAGAGAGAGAGCAAUGGACGCAGGCGAGGUGCGGCACUGGAACGCGGACGUCAACGGCGUCUCUAUCCACGUCGCCGAGCGGGGCCCCGAGGAUGGGCCGGCGGUGCUCCUCCUCCACGGCUUUCCGGAGCUCUGGCUCUCGUGGCGCCACCAGAUGGCCGCGCUCGCCGCCCGCGGGUUCCGCGCGCUGGCCCCCGACCUCCGCGGCUACGGCGACUCCUCCGCGCCGUCCGACCCCGCCGCCUACUCCAUCUUCCACAUCGUCGGCGACGUCGUCGCGCUCCUUGAGCACCUCCAACUCACAAAGGUGUUCGUGGUUGGGCAUGACUGGGGCGCGCAGGUGGCGUGGCACCUCUGCCUGUUCCGGCCGGACCUGGUGCGCGCCGCCGUCGUUCUGGGGGUACCGUACUUCGCUCGUCACCCUCGCCCGGUCAUGGAGGUCUUCGCAGCGUUUGGCGAUGGCUUUUACAUAAACCAGUUCCAGGAGCCUGGAAGAGCUGAAAGCUCAUUUGCUCGUUAUGAUGUGGCGACUGUCCUAAAAAAGUUCUAUUCCAUUGAAAUAGAUAAUCUCAGUGCUCCUUCUGGAGUGGAGAUCAUAGACUUUCUCGAGGCAUCUCCCUCACCACUUCCUUGGAUCAGUGAGGAAGAACUAGGCCAAUAUGCUGAAAAGUUUCAGAAGUCUGGGUUCACUGCGCCCCUCAACUACUACCGCAUGUGGGAGACGAAUUGGAGGCUUCUUGCACCCUGGAACGGAGCCAAGAUUACAGUCCCUGUGAAGUUCAUAGGUGGUGAUAAGGACAUCGGUGUCCAGUCCUUUGGGACUGAGAAGUACAUCAACAGCGGGGCAUUCAAGUCCAUUGUUCCAGAUCUUGAAGUCACCGUCAUUGAAGGCCACCAUUUUCUCCAGCAAGAGCAGGCCGAGAGGGUGAAUUCGGAGAUGAUUUCCUACCUCGUCAAGUUUACUAGCCAGGAGGCAUCAACGAGCCAGGAGGUUCAGAUAAUUUGUAUUUAUGCAAGUCACCGUGAGCAGGUAGCGCGUCAAGCAGAGCAGCAAAGCAUGGAGGUUGAGGCCGACGCCGAGGUGCGGCACUGGACCGCGGAUGUCAACGGCAUUUCGCUCCACGUCGCCGAGCGCGGCCCCGCCGACGGGCCGGCGGUCCUCCUCAUCCACGGCUUCCCUGAGCUCUGGCUCUCCUGGCGCCACCAGAUGGCCGCGCUCGCCGCCCGCGGCUUCCGCGCGCUGGCCCCCGACCUCCGUGGUUACGGCGACUCGUCCGUGCCCACCGACCCCGCCGCCUACUCCAUCCUCCACAUCGUCGGCGACUUGGUUGCGCUCCUUGACCACCUCCAACUCACAAAGGUGUUCGUGGUUGGGCAUGACUGGGGCGCGCAGGUGGCGUGGCACCUCUGCCUGUUCCGGCCGGACCGGGUGCGCGCCGCCGUUGUCCUGGGGAUUCCCUACUUCCCGCGCGGCUCUCGCCCGUUGACGGACAGAUUUGUCCCGCUCGGUGAUGGCUAUUACAUCAAUCAGUUCCUGGAGCCAGGGAGAACUGAAAGGGCAUUUGCUCGCUAUGAUGUUGCUACAGUCCUAAAGAAGUUCUACGCCAUGGAAAUCGAUGAGAUACUUGCUCCUCCUGGGGUAGAGAUCAUAGACUUUCUUCAGGCACCUUCGUCGCCAAUUCCCUGGAUGACAGAUGAAGAACUGGGACAGUUUGCCGAAAAGUUUGAGAAGACUGGCUUCACAGGACCCCUCAACUACUACCGCAUGCUUGUAACAAACUGGAGACUCACUGCACCUUGGAGUGGAUCGAAAAUCACAGUGCCUGCAAAAUUCAUACUCAGCAAGAACGACGUUGGUCUGCAGUCCUUUGGAACUGAGGAGUACGUCAAGAGUGGCGGUUUAAAGGAGAAUGUUCCAGAUCUUGAGGUUUCAAUCAUUGAGGGACACCAUUUCGUCCAGCAAGAAGAGGCCGAGAGUGUGAAUUCGGAAAUACUGUCCUUCCUUAACAAGUUUGCCACCGAGGGAGGAUCAGCAUGAUGUAAUUGUUUCCAGUCAGUCCUGAGAUAGUGAGAGGAAGAUGGCCUCAGAUCUGAGUGUGACUGAAAGCUUUUCCAAACUGAAAAUGCAAGGUCAAGCUGAUAUCUUGAUGUAAAACAGUUUGUGAUUGAAUAAAGUGAGAGCUGAGUGGAAGCCAUAUGUUGGCUUGCAUUUAGGGAUAAAAUAAAGAGCAUGCAUGUAAAACAGUUUAUGAUUAAAUAAUCGUGUGCUGUACUCUCCUUUUCAAAUUAUAAGAAUGUUUUUGUUCUUUUCUGGAUAAA
Messenger RNA from Sorghum bicolor (sorghum), 2382 nucleotides. RefSeq lists its product as uncharacterized. Gene Ontology annotation, molecular function: hydrolase activity. Bases 77 to 2101 code for a protein of 674 amino acids. The record is from RefSeq and is a predicted model, not a curated record. The transcript has 8 exons. Lineage: Eukaryota; Viridiplantae; Streptophyta; Magnoliopsida; Poales; Poaceae.